Molecule: messenger RNA, 345 nt
Organism: Struthio camelus australis
Lineage: Eukaryota; Metazoa; Chordata; Aves; Struthioniformes; Struthionidae
Source: RefSeq, a predicted model, not a curated record
GUGCAGAGCCCCAGUCAUGGCACCAUCCCUGUCCCCGUCCCCAUCCCUGUGGGUGGCCCUGGCCCUGCUGCUGGCCCUGGACCAGGAGGGCCACGCCACCAUCACAGGGUACCCGGGGCAGAUCUCCGUGGACAAUGGGGGGCCGUGGGGCGAGUGGGGCGAGCCUGAGUUCUGCCCCAAGGGCUCCUAUGCCACUGGCUUCCAGCUGAAGGUCGAGCCCCCCCAGGGCGUCUUUCAGGAUGACACGGCCCUGAACGGGAUCCGGCUGCUCUGCAACGAGAAGGGGACGGUCACCUCCAGCGAGGGGCUGUGAGUGCUAGGGAUGCGGGGUCCCCGUGGGGGGUG